GGAGGUCCAUGAUUUCCGGGAAUAGUUUUGCCAGUGGGAAGGUGCGCGCAGGGGGACCUGUUGGAAAUGACGCGAGCUGAAAUCCUGUCUCAGAAAAGAAAUCACAACAAACAACCCGGGGUCUAAGGCAGAGUGCACGGAGCCUGCGGAAAACAGGGUAAUGCUCAAUGGAGACGCUCAUGAGUGCCGUGGCCCCGCGUGCACCGGCGACGGUGAAGCGGGUGUCCGAGGUGGACUUCCGCUCGGGCACGACGCUGGAGCAGCUGUCGGCUCAGGUGCAGGAGCUUGUGCAGCUGGAACAGGGUGAGUUCGGAGACCAGACCGCACUCGAGGUGCACACGGCCAAAGACUUCAUCUUUAAUAUGUUGGGCCUGGUGCAGAAGGUAGACAAGCGACUGCCGGUUGCCAAUGAAUACCUGCUGCUAUCAGGUGGCGCUAGGGAAGGUGUUCUCGACCUUAAUCCAGAGGACCUAGGUGACUACGCCAAAGGCGUUGACUUUGAUUUGGACUUCACUCUCCUGGUGCCCGCUCUUAAACUGCACGACCGCAAUCAACCCGUGACACUAGACAUGCGCCAUUCCCCACCAUGCCAUUCGUGGCUGAGCCUGCGCCUCUGCGACCCUGCAGUGCUGACGCGUUGGAGUAUCUGCUGUCAAGACGAGAAAAACAGAGAGAAUGUGGAAGAUGAGGAGGAAGAAACCGAAGCAGUACGAGGCUCAAUCCCGUCCCUGCAGCCGCCUCAAACGUUAGACGGAUGUUACUUCUCUCCGUUGCUGGUUGCAGAUUGGUUCUGGAGUGUUGUUGGGACGGCGGUGGAAGAGUUGCGGCAAAAUCCUCAAAGAGGUAUUCCUGUUCCUGAUCGUGUAGAACGGAAUGGUCCACUAACGACACUGAUUCUCACUGCGGGAACUAGCCGUAUCCUUUACGACUUGCUUCCGGUGGUGUCAUUUCGUGGUUGGCCGGCUGUCGCUCAGGGCUGGCUCACGACCAAUCAUUUUUGGGAUGGUAAGAUAACGGAGGAGGAGGCCAUCAGCGGGUUCUACUUGCUUCCUUGCUGUUCCCCAUCUGCCAGCCCCUCAACCAGACCUGACCGCGAAUGGAGACUUGCCUUCUCCCGCAGUGAGGUUCAGCUAAAGAAAUGCGUGCCCUACCCAAUGGCACAAGCCUUCCAAGCAGCUAAAGCUGUACUGUCAAGACUCUUAGCUCGCCCUCGCACGGGCCUUAGCCUCUACCACCUACGUACCUUGAUGUUUUGGGCUUGCGAUCGCUUGCCUACGAGCUACCUUAGCUGUCCAGAUCACGAGACUCCUGCACGGCUAUUCCUCGGUCUACUUGAUGACUUGGCUCACUGCAUUCUGGGCAAAAACUGUCCUAAUUACUUCCUCCCCCAGUGCAACAUGCUAGAGCACCUCACGGACAGCGCCGCCCUGUUAGUGGCACGAAAACUUGCACAUUUACGCUCCGACCCCGCAGAGCACUUAAGAGCCGCUUUGGAGCAGGCACAACAGGCAUGCCAGCUCAAACGCGAGGCUGCAGUAGCAGCUGCGAGUAAUGGCCAUGGGUUAUCAUCGCCUAGCCACGGAUAUGGUGCGGGAUCACCACAGGAUGACCGGCUAGCACAACGACUGCAACAGCUGGUGACAGAAAACCCUGGCAAAUCUAUUUCAGUCUUCCUAAACCCAGAUGACGUUACACGUCCACAUUUCCGGAUUGAUGACAAGUUCUACUGAGUGGACUGAGCUGGUUUACACACUGCCCAGGGUACGGAAACCCUAUACGACAGAACUUAUAGAGGACAUAGUCAAGUCACUGUGCUACUGUAUUACACCAAAUAGUAAAACAGAGGGGUUUUCUUCCCUCUGUGCAAGGCUGACUACAAUCAAAGCAGUUGCUUGACACUCCAGUGAGGGAUUGUAUGAGUUCACAGGUGUCACAAAUGUCAGGGAGAACAAAAGUAACAGGUGGAACGCUAGAUUUUAGUCAUAGGACGAAAUUCAAUCAAAUGUCAAUUACAUCCCAAGGAAAUCCCCAGUGACAGACUGCACUUCAAAAAGACUUGAUGCUAUUCUGUAGAGUUCGAAAAUGUUUUUUUUCUUUUUUUUUUUUUUUUUUUUACUUUCUACACAAUGCUACUGAGAAUGGAAACUGCUACUAUUUUCUGCUGUGUUCCACAGUGAAUCCCGAGGGCAGUAGAACUGGAAAACCAGCUAGGCCAAGGUACAUUAUGAUGAAAUCGAAUGUAAUUUUUUUGGUGUGUAUGUGUAGAGAAGUUUGCGACUAUUGAUCACAUAAUCUUCUCUUUCUUUAGUCUGUCAGUUACCCUGCUUGCUCCCUUUCUCAGGUACUUUUUAUUUUUUUCUUUUGACUGGUGAGUCUGUUCUACAGUCAAAAGCAACAAAAGCAGAAUGAGAAGACAAGGAAUAACUCGCUUACUUAUAAGAAGCUGUUGUACAGCCCGUAGAAAAAAUCUUUUUGAAACAAACGCUGGUCAAAGCUAUCUUUGUUUACCUUUUUUAGAUUCUUGAGUUAGAUGGUGUAUCAAGUUUCAGAAACUAUUUUGGAUUAUAGUGAUAGGUUGAACUGACGACACUGAUUGAUGCAGAUUUUAUAUCUUCUUGGUUCCUGGAUUCUAAUAUACACAUAAGCAGUAUCUUGGUGUUAUUCUAAGGGCUUUUCUUUGUUAAUCAUCGUUGCAUACGUCUGGGUAAAACGGAAUAUGAGAGAUGCUUUGGAAAGUGGGAUUUUGUGGCUAUAAAGGUUUGCCAGCACUGUGUGAACUGGAAUAAUAAAAGACAAAUCUAGAGCAGGCAGCGAAGGUUUAGAGAAAGGAUAGAAGAUACGUGUAAAGAGACAGAGGAAUGCAUCUCAGUGUUUUUUUUUGUGUUUUGUGAAAAGAUCCUACAGUAUCUCACUCUUCCAGAUUUGCAUUGGUAGCUGUGGGAGGCAGAGAUGGAUGGAGAAAGUCAAACACAACGUCCACUGGAUAGAUUAGGCCGAGCCAAUGGGACUCCCGAGACUGUAGACAUCUGCUCUCCCUCACUCAUUUUUGCUUUCUGUCUCCUUCCUAAAUCCUUCCCUCUUCAUCGGCCUCCAUCUCUGGCUGUUCUUGAUCCAUCUCUACCUCUUUGACUAUGCGCAAGGAUUAAAGAACAAUGUUACAUGUGUAUUCAGCAUAAAUCGCAUUAGCGCCCUGUGGGAGUUGGCAGACCAUUCGUGUGUGCUGCUGACAUGGCUGCUGCGCAUAUACAGAGCAAUCAGUAACAGCGUUGCCUUUGAAUGACAGCAAAAUGGCGAGGAAUAGGCUUUUUCUAGUGGAUUUCUUAUUCGUAUAUAUGUGAGAUGUGCUACUGAAACGUGAAUUGUGUAGUGUUGCACAUGGUACAGGUAGGUUACCGUACAAUAAAGUCUUCUGUAUGCCAAGGAAAAGACACCAAAGAGAGUUUAAAGGUCUGAUUGUUUAGAUUAAAUAUCUUGAAGGAAAACGGAUAAAUCUAUAUUGUGUUUUGUCAGGGUUGACACUGUAUACCUUAAAAGGCCUCUUUGGUGGGUUUAAAUAUUGUAAAAUGCUUGAAAUCAAUAUUUGUAAUGCUAUUUUAAGUGUUUUUCUGUGUAUAUUGACUGAUGUUUAGCACAAUGCCUGAUAUCAAAUGAGGAGUGGUACUAUGCAAGAUUUCAGAAUCAUCUUUAUGAAUGAGAUAUUAAGGCGUACAAUGCCUGUGAUCAUUAUCAGGAGCAUUUUAAAAAAUUAAUGUUCCUGCCUCGGGGCAUGAUGAAAUGUUCCAGACGCAUUUCAGGUGAAAUAUCUGAAGGAAGCCAAAGCACAUAAUUUUCCUUCCCAACUUUUUAAUGAUGUGGUCCCAGUGUUUCAUUAUCUGACAGCAUAGUCUCCCGUGUCAUGCUGUUGUGUACAAAAGUUUUUUUCGCCCUCAAGCAGAAAAGAAAAUACGAAUGUAAACAACAUAUUUUACCUCUUGAAUUAAUCUUGUCAUCAACUCAAAUUCCCUGAAUAGAAAUGGAACGACGCAUAUUUAAAUGGUACCAAAUAUUUAUAUAUUCAUAUCAUUUCUCUAAUGUGCCUCACAAGGCUUUGUUUUUUUUUGUUUUGUUUUUUUUCAAUGGGUGAGGGGGUUGCCCUCUGUGUAAUUAUGUGUGAUGAUGCUGGUCGUAGCAUGAAAUAAAACAUUACAUCUAU
Messenger RNA from Labeo rohita (rohu), 4192 nucleotides. RefSeq names its product transmembrane protein 102 (gene tmem102). NCBI's taxonomy places the organism in Eukaryota, Metazoa, Chordata, Actinopteri, Cypriniformes, Cyprinidae. The record is from RefSeq and is a predicted model, not a curated record.